Molecule: messenger RNA, 560 nt
Organism: Malurus melanocephalus (red-backed fairy wren)
Lineage: Eukaryota; Metazoa; Chordata; Aves; Passeriformes; Maluridae
Gene: PFN1
Product: profilin 1
Exons: 3
Coding region: 7-429 (140 amino acids)
Biological process (GO): actin cytoskeleton organization; positive regulation of actin filament bundle assembly; regulation of actin filament polymerization
Cellular component (GO): cytoplasm
Molecular function (GO): actin binding
Source: RefSeq, a predicted model, not a curated record
GCCGCCAUGAGCGGGUGGGCGCCCUACGUGGAGACGCUGCUGGCGGACGGCACCUGCCAGGAUGCCGCUAUCGUGGGCUAUCGCGACACCCCCGCCGUCUGGGCCGCCGCCCCCGGCAAGACCUUCGCCAAUAUCACGCCGGCGGAGGUGGCGGCACUGGUGGGCCCCGAACGGGGACCACUGCUGGUGCAGGGGCUGACGCUGGGGGGGCUGCGCUGCUCCGUCAUCCGAGACUCGCUGCUGGUGGAGGGCGAGCACAGCAUGGACCUGCGCACCAAAGGGGCUGCCGGAGCGCCCACCUUCAACAUCACGGCCGCCAUCACCAACAAGACCAUUGUGCUGGCCAUGGGCAAGGAAGGCGUCCACGGUGGCUGCGUCAACAAGAAGUGCUACGAGAUGGCCAAUCACCUGCGGCGCAGCCAGUACUGAGGGGACCGGGGGGGACCCCGCACUCCCAGGGACCAGCAGGAGCCGCCAGGGACCAGCAGGACCCCGUCCCCCACCCCCGUCACCCGCCCCGAUCCCCGCUGCCGGCAGCAAUAAAGUGCCCUUGUGGGGAA